Brassica rapa (field mustard) is the source of this 8830-nucleotide messenger RNA. RefSeq names its product homeobox-leucine zipper protein HAT7. Gene Ontology annotation, molecular function: sequence-specific DNA binding; DNA-binding transcription factor activity, RNA polymerase II-specific. Gene Ontology annotation, cellular component: nucleus. The record is from RefSeq and is a predicted model, not a curated record. Gene Ontology annotation, biological process: positive regulation of DNA-templated transcription. NCBI's taxonomy places the organism in Eukaryota, Viridiplantae, Streptophyta, Magnoliopsida, Brassicales, Brassicaceae.
ACUAAUUUUAUAAUUAGCAAUGAACUAUUAUUAUGCAUUAAUAUAUAUAUAUUAAGUUAUCGUUUAUAUAAUGAAAAUUUUAAACAUUUAUCCUAUUUUUAUUUACUUUAUAAUAAUAAUCAUCAUGUUAAAUACUAUUAUUAUAUUGAACUAAAAUAUGGUAAAUAUAAAAUUUAUGUUAAAGGUAUAAUACGAUGACAGAACGGUUUAACAUUAACAAACUAUAUAAUACAUGCCUAAACAUUAACAUUUAUUUGACUUUGUAUAUACAAUAAUAUAUUAUCUAAAAUAAAUAAGCGUAAAAAUAUUGGUAAACAUAAAUUCAUCUUUAAAGGGCGGGUUAUAAUUAAACAUAAAUUAAAUAUAAAAUAAUUUUUAAAUAUGUUUUUUCAUGCAUAUAUUAAUUUUUUUAAUAACUAAAUGCAUAUACAAUAAGAUAAAUAUAUAAUAAAAAGUGAUAACUACAUGUGAAGGUUUUAAAUAAUUGAUUAUUUAUAAUAUGUAAAUUAUAAAAUUAUUGUAUUUAAAACAAUUAUAUAAGUAUAUAAUUAGCGUUAAAAAUAUAUACAUAUAAUGAUCUAAAAAAAAUAUCUAUAUAUACAAAAUUGAAAAAAAAUACUCGCGGAUCAAGAUCUAGUUAUCAUAGUUAACUUACAAUGGCGACUAUAUAAUAUGAAUACUAAGGCGGAAUGUUCAGAUAUAGACACUGAAUUAUACUAUGGUAUCCGCCUGAAAAAACAUUGGCUUUAAGUUUUCAAAACAUAUGUAUACGUAAUUGAUGGAUCAUAAAAUAGUGAAUAUUGCUCUGCCCCUACACUUUUAUUGUAACUACCGACAUAAUUGUUCUUACCAUUGGACAAAGGAAACAUCUAAAUUUCUCGUUUUUUUUUUUUUGUGUUUUCUCCUUUGAUUCAGUUUAAAUAAAUAAUAACAAAAAAUGAUAAGUGAAAAUUUAAAACUCAAAAGGUGAGAAAGGGGAGAUGAACAGAACUUACAUCACUGUUAAGGUCGUUAUCACUGUUUAACGGUAUUGUCAAAAAGGUCAUUCGAUGUAGUACCUCUUCGUCCUUUCCCACAUUUUCCGCGUUAUUUGACCUUUUCAAACCUAAUUUGUUUUUUGUAAUUAUAUCCAAUAAACAAAUUAAUCACGAUCGAUUGGAUAGCAAAUAGAACCCCUCUAAAACUGAUGUUAGUCAGAUGUUAACCAGAUACAUGCAUCUUAAUUAUAUAUAUGAAUGGUUGCUCAAAAAAAAAUUAUAUAUGAAUGACGAGUAAACAAAAUUUGUUUAAAAAAACUGUCUAUUUUUUUUCUUUAUUCUAUGCGUAAAUUUUACUAGUUCACUUGUUUAAUAAAAUAAAUGUUGACAUUAACAAAAAAUCAAAAUUUCGAUUAGAAUUGCUUAUAAACAAAUUUAACGAUGAUAAUUUUAAAAACAAGGAUGUGUUAUAUACAUUGUGCUGGGCUACAAAACAGAAGUCGUAAAUUAUUAAUGAUUUAUGGGGUCGCAUAAGGGUCCAAAUAAUUAGGCCCAUUCACUCGCGUAAUUUCAAAUGCAAAUAAGGAAAUAAAAAAAGGCCGUACCGACGCGGUGAGCACUCAACAACUUUUAUGGGUCUCGGUCUCGCAGCUAAAGCCACCAAGUAGCGAAAUACUAGUAGGAGAUACACAAACGAUCAAAGCCCACUGGCCAAAAUUGUGUUAGCAUCGUUUAAUAAACUUUAAAGCAAUAUUAAUUGUUUGUUCGUCCGUCGAGACCCCCACUGCUUCCACAGGCAACUACGAAUUUGAACUCGGAUUAAGGAGUUUACUUUUUUUUUUCUUACAAAGUGGAAGUUGAGAAUAUAAAUUAAACAAACAUCAUGAAUGCUUUAUAUAGUAUCCCAAUCAAUUUGUUUUCUGUCAAUUAAGAUAAGAAACACGAUUUAUAGCACUACGUUAAUAAGAGAUAAUAAAUAUAUUCUUACAUGACUGGGUCAAUAAAUAAAACAAGAAAAGAGGAUGAAACAAAAACCCGUUUCAUAUAAUAUAACCAAGUAAAUAAACCCGUUAAAUAUUAAAUAUUUUAAAAGUUAAAGAGUGGAGACGUGAAGUAUCCCAAGAAAGAGGCAGAGCGAAGGAAAGGAAGCAGAGCACAUGGGAGCAGUGGAGCUAGUUGGAGGAGCUUCAGGUCAUAUAUUUAUAUUUUGUUUAUAUGAUAACUCAAAAACAUUCAAUAAUUUCUGCAAGAAAAGCAUAUUGCCAAAGAGGAUAGAUAGAGAUAGAUAGGUGUUAAUACUCUUUUCAAAUCUUCCCAAUACAAGCAUGUGAAAGACCUUGUUGUAGGACAGGUCUGUAGCACUAUGUUGUAGGACCCAUUCUUAAAUUUAUAUUUAAAAUACUAUAAUAUAAUAUAAUGUACCAUAUACUAACAAAUAAAGGAAUAAUAUUAGUUUAAUUGUUUGAUACUGCGAAAGCCACCACACAGAUAUGACAAUUGGGAAACACUAGUGGUGGGUCUCUCUAUCUUUCAGAAUUUCACAUCUACCUUGGAUACUCACAAAAAAAAAAACUCUUGCCAACAAAAUAUAGUAGAGUGAAAGAAAGAGCAUCUACAUCAUCAUUUUGCCAAUCAACAUUUAUAAUAACGCAUAAAUAUUCUUACAGUAUAUUUACAGAAAAUAUAUGUAUACUAUCUGAUCUAUUUUGGUAGCUUUUCUUAUGUAAUCCAAAUUAGUCUGAUCCAAAUUGAAAAGUUUGACAUCUUAUCUAAAAACUAAAACAAUAUGUAUACAUAUAUAUAUAUAUAUAUAUAUAUAUGAUAUAUCAGUGGUCUUGUGUAAAUCAAAAUCAGUUGAAUAAUUAAUUCUUAACCUAAAUCCAUUUAUAGCAGACUCAGUUGUAUUUGAACAUAAAACUUGUGUUUCUUUCUUAGCCAAAUCCGGCUUAGAACAUCUCCAAAAAAAACACUUAAUUAUGAAAUUUUCAAAACUUUAUAUUUAAAGUUCAAAAGUGUUUUUUUUUUCCAAAAGCAAAACUUCAAAACUAUUUGUAUUUUAUCUUAUGGUCCUUAUAUUUAUCAUAAUUAAAUUUAAAUUCAUUAAAGUUUAUAAAUAACUAAGCACAUAUAUAAAAAUAUUACAGCAGUAUUAACUAAUAAAAUGUUUUAUUAAAAUACAAAUUUUAAAUAUAAAUAACAUAAUUAAUAUUAAACUUCAUGAAAAUACCAUAUUAUUCCAUAAAACUAUUUUCGUAAUGCAUAUAUGAUCAAUUAGUAUAUUUCUAAGUAAAAAAUGACUCUCAAUAUUUUUCUUAAUUUGUAGAUCACAAACUAAAAAUUAUUGAAAUUAGGUGAUCUUAAACUUGUAAAUAUAUUAGAUCUGAACAAGAAAGUAAAAGAGGAAAAUAAAUAUUGCUAAAAGACUUAACUUCUAUCAAUGAUAUCACAACUCAGUGAAUAUAUUCGAUCUAAUAAAAAGGAAUCGUACGAAAUAGACAUCAAAACAACAACCAUCUUCGGUUACACAAAAUUUGUUUAGACAAUGUUUUGGAGAUUAUGGAGGUUCUGGAUCAAAUUUACAUGACUACUAGUGUUGUAAUAUUUAAAAUGUGUAUUAGUUAUGUUUUCAUGUAAUUUUUGAAAAGAUUCAUUGUUGUGAAGUUUUUUUUGUAUUGGUGUUGUCUAAAUCUAGUUUUAAAAUAUUUUAAAUUUUAUUUUAAAAUAUUAUUUAAUUUUAUGUGUAAAACUUAAAUUUAUAAAAAAGAAUUGAAACUUUUAUGAGAUAUGAAAUUUUUUAGGAUCAAUACGAUAAGCGAGAAAAUAUUUAAAAAUAAUAAACGUGAUGUAUAAUUGUAAGGACCAAAAUACAAAUAAAAAUAUGAAACUUCAAAUUUGAAUUUUUGAGAAAUGAAACUUCAAAUAUAGAGUUUCACUUCUCAAAAUUUCAAAUUUGAAGUUUUAACUCUUCUUUUCGGAGAGCAAAAAACUUCAUAUUUGAAGUAAUAGAGUAUCUUUUAGGGAUGCUCUUAAAAGCUCAUAUUUUUAUGAGUUAGAAUGAGACUUUUAAAGAGCGUUUAAGUAACGACUAAAAAAGUAUUAUACAAAGAGAUUUCUAAAAAGUAAUAUACUUAUUUUGAUCCAAAUUUUAUAAACAUAGUUUAGUUUUCACAUUUUAUAACUCGCAUAUUUGAAAUGCUGUAUGUAUUUAUUUUUCGAUAAUUUAAUUAGUUAUAUUUAUUACCUUGAAUCUAAAAUAAAGACUAUACGUUUGGUUAUGUUAGGAAAUACGUUGGUCGGUGCGUCGUGUGAAAGCAUGUACCUGGCGAGAUGAAGAACACAUGUGUGUUUAAGCUGUACUGUGGAAUGUUCUUCAGAAACCAAUGAGUGUGCCGGUUGUAAAAAAAUUCAGUCAUAUUAAGAAAAUUAAUAUAUGUAAGCAAUAGUACGUAAAAACUAAUAAUAAAUUUGAAAAAUUCAAGAAUAUACAACCGGUGAUCUACGCACUAGCAAACAUUAUAAAACAGACUACUACAGUUAGAUAUUCUCCAAAAAAAUAAAGUUGGAUAUUUGGGGAGUAGAGUAUAAUUUAUAAAUAUUGAUUACACCUGAAAAAUUAAAAUCCAUGCCUGAUGUACAAUCUAACAAUACUAGUGGAUGACAAUCUUUCUAAUGCUACGCCUAUAUUCAAGGAUUGAAACUAAUGUGUGUCAUAAAUUUCUUAAGGUUCCAACGUACAUUGAUUAUUUUCAUGAUUUCAAUUUAUUUAGUUAGAUUCUUCAAACUACUCAUUCCGUUCCCAAAUGUAAAAUUUUCUAAAAUUUCACGAUUAUUAAGAAUAUAAUAAAUGUUUACAAUUUAAUUUAUAAUUUAUUUUUCAAUACACUUUUCAAUAACUAUUUACCAAUAAAAAUUAAUCAAUUCAAAUAUUCACAAUUAAUAUUUUUUAAAAAUAUACAAAAUACUUUAAAAAUAUAAAAAAUCUAUUUUUGUGAAACAAGAAUAAAUUCUAAAAAAUUUUAUUUUCGGGAAUGAAGAGAGUAAUAUUUAGACGAAACUCAAGAUCUAACAGUGAUUAUCAGCGUAGUAAUUAGGUGAUAAAAUAAUUAAUACAAUUGAUAAAUGUUAAAUCAAUGUAUUAGUAUGGUUCUGUAGUUGUAUAUAUGUAUAAGCUAAGCUGUAUGUUAACAGCAAAAGAAUAACACAAUAUAUAUACACAUGUAUGUGCGAUAUGUCAAAGAUCCAUGUGGUAUUUAAUAUUUCAAAUUUAAAUUUCCCAAGUGUCCUAUACAAGUUAAAUCAAAAGAAAGAUCAGCAUAUGCCCUAAAGCUUAAAUGGUAUAAAAGGUGGGUCCUAUAUACAAACCUCUCAUGAACUGAUCUCUUCAUUCUUCUCGCUAAAUUCUCUCUCAUAAGAAAACUUCAAGAUCUUGUGUUCCUGACCUAAAUUACUAAGAUUGAUCAGCUCGCAAUUCUUAAUCAGUGGUCGGUUUUGCGUGUGUGUAUACACACAUUUAUAUGUAUAUGUAUGAGGAGGAAAGGAACAAUAUUGCUAAUAAUCAAGAAAGACUGAGAUUGGAGAUGGCCUUUCCACAGCAUGGAUUCAUGUUUCAGCAACUCCAUGAAGACAAUACUCAUCACUUACCUUCCCCUACCUCUCUCCCUUCUUGCCCUCCACACCUCUUCUAUGGAGGAGGAAACUACAUGAUGAACAGAUCGAUGUCGUUCACGGGAGUAUCAGAUCACCAUCAUCUAACUCAAAAAAGUCCGACCACGACGAACAUGCAUGAUCAGGACCAGGUGGGCGAGGAAGACAAUCUAUCAGAUGAUGGGUCCCAUAUGAUUUUAGGAGAGAAGAAGAAGAGGCUCAGUUUAGAGCAAGUUAUGGCAUUAGAGAAGAGCUUCGAGCUAGGGAACAAGCUAGAGCCAGAGAGGAAGAUGCAGCUUGCUAAGGCUUUAGGGUUGCAGCCUAGGCAGAUUGCGAUAUGGUUCCAGAACAGGAGAGCUAGGUGGAAGACAAAGCAGCUCGAAAGAGACUACGAUUCUCUGAAGAAACAGUUCGAUGUUUUGAAAUCGGACAAUGAUUCUCUUCUAGCCAACAACAAGAAACUCCACGCUGAGUUAGUGGCAUUGAAGAAACAAGACCGUCAAGAAUCAGCAAAGAUCAAGAGAGAAAUAGCAGAAGCGUCAUGGAGCAACAAUGAAAGCACAGAAAAUGAUAAUAACAAUUCAGAUAUAAAUCAUGUGAACAUGAUCAAAGAUCUUUUCCCUUCUUCAAUCCGAUCCGCAACUACGACCACGACCUCGGCCCAUAUUGAUCAUCAGAUGGUUCAAGAUCAAGGAUUCUGCAAUAUGUUCAGUAGUAUUGAUGAAACGACGUCGGGUAGUUAUUGGACAUGGCCUGACCAGCAGCAGCAACAUCACAAUCAUCAUCAUCAUUUCAACUGAUUCUAUUGUACUCCAAGAGGAACAUCAUAAUCCUGAUCAACAUCAUCAUCAUACUCAUCUUGAUAUCAUUAUCAUCUUCAAAAGAAAUUUCAUAGAUUUUCUUAAUUGUGUAUGUUAAAAUAACUUGGUACUGUUUCAAUUUAAAUUACGUCGGUUCUUUACCUUUUUCUGCUCUUUCUUUUGGGUUUGUAGAAAAUUGGGGUAUAGGGAAUAUUCAACACAAUUUUACAAUGAUAAUUUCUUGUUCCUUUAAUUGGAAUAAAUAAAAUUUCUUUCUUCCGAAAUAUUUUAUCAACUACUAUAUGUAAUGUGUGUAUAUAUUAAUUAGAGAUUUUCGUUAGUAAUGAUUAAAGUUUUUUUUUUCUCGAUGGUUAAUUAUGCUCUAUGAGAAAUAUUACAAGACGAUUCUACAGUCGACAAUUAUAUCUGCUUUAUGAGGAUUCACACCUGACUGCAUCAUCCUGAGCCGUCCUAUGAGAUCCAUAUCUGACGGUACAUCUUGCGCCAUACCGAAGAUCUCUUGUAUGUUUUUCUCUAUAAAUCUGCUUAAUUCGUCUUUGCUGAGAUUCGAAACCCAGACCUCCUGAUGUAGAAGCAUUAAUGAACCCUUUAAGAGGGCUUCCAGCCUUCCACUAAUGAUUAAAGUUCAUUGCUAUGUUAUUGUGAUGGAUAGCGACGAUUAUGUUUUACUAAUAGCUUCAAGUUAAUUUGUUUGACAAAAAGGCUUUGUCGAUCGCAUAACAUCUUUUUAUCCUCUAAUUUUGCUAAGAUUUUUUUUUUGUCGAAGUGGAUGUGUCAAACGAAAAUGAUUUUCUUCUUAUUUCUUUCUAUAAGUAUAGCAAACAUAUACAUGAAAUAAAAAAAAAUAUUUUGCUAGGUUGGAAUACAUAGCUAAAAAAUAAAAAUUAAAACAUGAUAAAUUGCAUAUGCAUGUUUGACAAGAAGAUUUGAUACAAAAAUAAAAACUUCAGAUCCAUGUGCCUUUGAGUGGGAAUCCAGCUCUGUUAUUGACACAACAUGAGCCAUGAUAUAUAUAUAUAUAUAUAUAUAUAUAUAUAUAUACAUAUACAUGCAUUUCCAUGAUUCCAUCUACCUUUUAAUUUUUUUUUUUGAAGUAAUCGCGCGUGUGCUACUGCUCGUGUAUUCUUUUAUCAGAUAUAUAAAGUAAUAUUGAAGAGAUUUGUAGAACAAGAUAGAUUUGUGUCUGAAAGACUUUAUUGAAACAUAAACUAGGAUUAGCUCAAAGGAGCUUUAUUGAAAAGUAAAGAACAAGAAAGGAACAAGCUUGAUGUUUGUCUUCAAGAACUAAAUGAACCUUUUGAUAUCAUAAAUAGAGUUUGAAGUAGGCUGCUUGAAACGCAGCCAAAGUUGCAUUGCCAUAAUGAUACUAGACAUAUUUAUACCAAAUCUAACUUGCUAAAACCCUAAACACUUAGUCUAACAGGCUUGGUUGUUCUUCUUGGGCUUGGGCUCUUAUACUCCCCUGCAAACUUAGCGUGGAUGGAGCAGCAACGGAGCAGCAACGCAAAGUUUGAAAGCACAGAUGAAGAUGACUUGAAAUGACCAGUAGGAUGCUUUUGAUGUAGGCAAAGGGCUCUUGUUCUUCUGGAAAACAAACUAAGUGUGAGAUCUAUUCAGGCCUAUACUUGGAGAGUAUUACAUGGCUUCACUCAGAGGUUUCUCUUGAACUUGGAGAGCUUAGUUGAUCUCACUCAGAGGUAUAACUAUGGCAUAUUUGUCUCACUAUGAAUCUAGGUUUCCUUUACCCAUUUCAUUCUUCUAAUGUGUCUCAUGAAGAACUCUCUUUCCACACCUACCAAAUAAAACUAUACUCAAUCUCUGCUUCCCAUCAGUAUACUGCUAAAAAACUCUGCCUCUAAACAAUCUGACAGUGUCGUUGGCAUUUUACCGAGCAGCUUGCGUGCAUUAGCAUUAAAGCCAGAGACUUGCAUCCAAGACCACACGUAACAAACCCAAACAAGCCUUUCUCAAUCAACUUGUGUGUUCUAAAACCCAUCUUAACCAGAAUCUAAACCAGUACACGACAUAUAAUUUUCUCAUCCACUGUUCUGUCUCAAUUAAAGAAACAGAGAUAAUACCGUGUAGAAGUGGUGAGGAAGCUGAAUAAGUCUUCAUUCUUCUCUGACCAGUUUGAGACCUGUCUGAAACUUCAACUAGAAAAAGCCCGAUAAACCCCAUGAACCACCGUGGUCUCUGUCUCGAACUUCUCCCUCUUCAUAUGGGCAAGCGCUUGACUGGUUCUGUUUCUCAAUGACAGAGUCACAGCUGCAGCAGGUCUUUAGCAGGGCUUGGUGAAGACAGUGUUGAAAGGCUUAGUCGUGGUCGCAGGUUUUUUUUUUUUUUUUUUUUUUAAAGUUUGGAGCUUUACAAGCUUGAGCUGAAGCUGGA